GUAUUCACAUUCAUUCCCCAGCGUAGACAGUGUUGUGUUAAGAGAAAAAUUUUAGUUUACAAAAAUAGGCUAUGGACGGGAAAAAGCGAGCAAGGGCUAUUCGAAAAGAAACUUACAAGUUUCAGAAGGUAGCGCGCGUUACUAACAAUGGGUACCUCAACUUCCUGACCGAAUACAAGAAGCGAUUCUGGGGACUUUCACCGAAGGACAUGGUGCGAUUCGGAGCCAGGCGGUGGAAUCAGCUGACCCUCCAGGAAAAAGCCCUCUUCAAAAAUAUGAAGGAACCUGUCUCCGAUAUAAGAAGCGCCCCUCACGAGUUUGAGAGUCAGUCCCUUGGGGAAAGCCCCGGAAAAUCUGAGCGGGGAAAACGCAGUCCAGUUCGCUCUCCUUCGUCCUGUCAGGGGAAGUCCAAGAUCAAGAAGGCAGGAUCCGGAUCAAUCAAGCGCCAGAUGAAGAAGAAUCCCAGUCCUGUUGCAAGGAAUGGCGACCCAAAUAUCUUGGGAUCCGCCAUUGCCUUCAUCAACUUCAUGCGCAAGUUGCAAAGGAGGAACAAAGACUGCCAGUUCAACGAUCUCUUCAAGAAGGGAACUCGUCUUUGGUGCCGUAUGCACGUGAAUCAGCGGAAGCACUUCGAAAGCCCACUUUGGAUUGUGAGAACUUAAAAAGAAACACUACCCAAUUUCAGCCAUACUAAUGUGUAAAUUGGAAGCGAGAAAUGUUUCACAGAUGGUUUUGUAAACCUAAUAAACGAACUAGGUUCCGUAAACAAUUUCAAGUUAUAAAUAUGUGUUAUUUUGACUUAAAUCAAAUUUAUUUCAGA
Drosophila biarmipes is the source of this 820-nucleotide messenger RNA. Its product is annotated as protamine-like protein 99C. Bases 72 to 662 code for a protein of 196 amino acids. Gene Ontology annotation, biological process: spermatogenesis; sperm DNA condensation. NCBI's taxonomy places the organism in Eukaryota, Metazoa, Arthropoda, Insecta, Diptera, Drosophilidae. The record is from RefSeq and is a predicted model, not a curated record. The transcript has 3 exons.